Molecule: messenger RNA, 1432 nt
Organism: Culex quinquefasciatus (southern house mosquito)
Lineage: Eukaryota; Metazoa; Arthropoda; Insecta; Diptera; Culicidae
Product: golgin subfamily A member 7
Exons: 4
Coding region: 179-619 (146 amino acids)
Biological process (GO): peptidyl-L-cysteine S-palmitoylation; protein targeting to membrane
Cellular component (GO): palmitoyltransferase complex
Source: RefSeq, a predicted model, not a curated record
UCUCUCUCAAACGUCAACAAGAGAAAAAAUUGCAAGACGAUAGUGGCGAAAAUUUGUCAACAUUGAACAUAUUUUGCAAGAUUUCGCACCUUUUAAGCAUCGGACCAGCCCAAAACAGGUGAUCAAUUUGUGGGUGAGCAUUUGCGCCUGUGGAUAAAGCUCCUGCGUUAGCUAAACGAUGGCUGGCAAUGUGGUGAGAAUGUCCCAGCCCGGAACACCCGCAGCGACCCAGCCGAACUACAUGAAGGUGUUCGUGCAGCGCGACUACAGCGAGGGCACUUCCGUCAAAUUCCAGACCAGAUUCCCGCCGGAACUUGAGAGUCGGAUCGAUCGACACACUUUCGAGAGCACCAUGAACAAACUGAACGAGUAUUUUGUCGAAGCUGAGAAAGGAUCUUGCAGCACGUACUGCGAGGGUUGUUUGGCCUGCAUCACAGCGUAUCUGAUCUACAUCUGUACGGAGACACAUUAUGAGAAGUGCUUGCGGAAGGUGUCCAAGUACAUCGCCAUGCAAAACGAGCGCGUGUACAACCCGAAGGGGCUCCAAAUUACCGAUCCCGUCUGCCGGGGCCUGCGGGUCAUAGAGAUCUCGAUACUGGACCGCCCGGGGCGCACGUGACUGCCGCUGUCCCAUUCCACCGAGGAGUUCUUCAUGUAAGGCGAUGAUGAACGAAAGCCAAGUUUCAACAGCAAAAAAUAAAUGUAGACGAAGCGUGUGUGAUACGAACAACGGCACGCAACAAUAUCCAACUAUAACACACCCACACAUAAAGAAAACACAUAAUUCACAGAGAAAACAAGUUCAGAAACGUAAGAUUUUAAAAGCAAAAAUCAACAUCUUUCUGGUAGGAGACUGUUCCGAAGCGUGUUCCCCCCACUGAACUCGGAUCGAGUUUUACUGUUCAGCAAAGGUUCGUCUGCAAGAACUGUGUGUGAGUUCUACUACUAAUAUUUCCGUUUACUGUUACUAGGCACUUACUUUCCGAAGUUCAACGAAUGUGUAGGUUUUAUGUUGACACACUAUUUUUAGUUCAAUAAAGUAAAUUUUCAUAUUAUAUACUUGGACGGAGACACAGAGAAAGGCCCCGGUAGAUCGUAAGAGAUUUGGACGAUUGGAAGCUUUCAUAGCGCAAUAAAUAUGACAACUAUCAUUACAAUAAAUCGAAGUGAUGUAGUCAACCCCGACUUGUACGACGCUCCUAUAUUACGUAACAAGCUCUACCUGUGACAAAGUACCCUACUCACAACCGAAACAUGUCCCCCUCUAACUUUAGGGAUACAUUCAGAACGAAAACAAAAAAAAAACAACAGAAAACUUCCGCGUAGAAACUUUGUGAACCAGGCACGACUUUGGAUGUGGAUCGAUGAAAAUGGACAGAUUGUAAAGAUUGUUUUGAACUAAGAAAUAAAUAAAGGUAUAUUUAUUAACAAA